CUGCGGGCGCCACGCCCGCGCCCCCGAGCCAGCUAGGGGCACCUGGCGCUCGUUCCCGGCGCGCAAGUAGUGCACCGGGGCGGAGGCCGGCCGGCAGUCUUGUGGCCAUCUUUCAUCUCACGCUCGCUGAAGCUGCAGCUUACCUCCGCACGCCCUGGCGCGCGCAACACAUGCACGCUCGGCAGACGCGAAGAUGCCGCCACGACUGGGGUUUGGCGCGCACCGCAUCUCGACUGCAGCCCACGCCUCCGCCCUCCGCCGCUCACUUGACCUCGGGGUGUGCGGACUCAUCGACACUUCGCCAAACUACGGCGAGAGCGAGCGGAUUGUGGGCAGAGUCGUGCGUGAGUGGCGCGAACACAGGGGGAAAGAGCGGGAGCUAACGGUGGUCACCAAGGUUGGCGUCCUGCAGGGCGCCGACCUGGCUGACGCACGGGAGCGGGAGCUGCGCGGGAGGCCGUGGCCGGGCGUCCUCAAGCUCUCUCCUGACGCGUGGCACUGCAUCUCGCCCGAGUACAUCGAGCACAGUGUGUGGCGCUCGUCGGCCGCGCUCGGAUCGCCGCCCGACGUCGUCCUGCUGCACAACCCCGAGUUCUUUAUCGCCGACCAGCUCGCACGAGGCCGCCAUACCGCCGCCGCCACCUCCGCCGCUGCCGUUGCAGCCGAUGACAGCGGUCGAUGCGAGGACCUGUACGAUGGCUUCUACGCCCGCCUCGGAGACGCCUUUGCCGCGCUGGCCGCGUGCCACGGCGGUCGCUUCGGCGUCAGCUCGAACCUCGUCGGCUGCCGGUACGGCGUGAGCGGGCGCGCGAACGACGCGGAGGCGGUCGAGCUCGCGAAGGUCUGUGGUGAUGCCUUUCCCUGAGAACGCACACAACAGCCUCGUGUGCAAUGCCCUGUGUUCCGCGAGUGCGUGUGCCCCGUCGUCCGUGCUAGGACCGUGUGUCCCACUGACUGACUGACUGCUCGCGAAGGUGGUGCGCGCCGCCGAGGAGGGCUGCGGCGCGGCGGCGGAUCGGUGCAGCGUGGUGCAGCUCCCGGUGAACUUGCUUGAGCCCGACGCCGUCGCUGGCAGCGCCUCCGCCCCGGUGGCAGAGGCGAGAGCGCGCGGUUUCACCGUACUGAGCCACCGGCCGCUGCACGCAAUCCCGCCCGCCGAAGGGCUCGGCGGCGGCUUUGGCCUCACCUCGGCGCGCCACUUGACGCUGCGGGACGGGCGGCCGACGCUUCCGGCGGCGGCGCUCGUGCGAAACACCGCGCGCGAGGCGCUCGCGCCGCACCUUCCCGACGCGGCGUCGCUCGCCCUCGAGGACAUCGCGCUGCUCUACGCGAUGCACGCCCCCGCCGUCGACGUCGUCCUAACGGGGAUGCGCAGCGCGGAGUACGUCGACGCCGCGGCGAGGCUGCUGCGGCGGCCGCCGCUCUCGCCCGAGGCGCACGCCGACCUGACCGCGGCGAUGUUGCGCCUCAUCAGCGAGCUGCAGGGCGAGCAGGCUAGCCGAUGAGUCGCAUCUCUGGACUCUGUGUCGAAUGUCGUUGAGUGGUGGCCAUAUAUGAGAGGUUUCAGUGGGGUGGGUACAGUCUACAG
Emiliania huxleyi CCMP1516 is the source of this 1588-nucleotide messenger RNA. RefSeq lists its product as hypothetical. Lineage: Eukaryota; Haptophyta; Isochrysidales; Noelaerhabdaceae. The transcript is spliced from 7 exons. The coding region runs from base 194 to 865 and encodes 223 amino acids. The record is from RefSeq and is a predicted model, not a curated record.